AUGAAGCACGAGGGCUGGCAUUGGCAACGAGGGACUGAACAGAGCUUGUUCUCGAUAUCAAACUGCGAGCCGAGCAAGAAGCUCCACUCGAACAACCAGCUCGACUUCAACAACCAGCUCAAUUCCAGCAAUCAGCUCAGCUCAACUCCAGUAACCAGCUCAGCUCGAUUAACCAGCUCAGCUCGACUCCAGCUCAGCUCGACUCCAGCAUCCCGCUCAUCCAGACUUCAGCAACCAGCUCAACCCAGCUCAACCCUGUUCGGGCACUAUUCGGGUAGGAAGCUCAACCCUAGCAACCAGCCCGACUCCAGCAACGGGCUCAAAUCCAGCAACCAGCUCGACUCCAGCAACAGGCUCAAAUCCAGCAACCAGCUCGACUCCAGCAACGGGCUCAAAUCCAGCGGCCAGCUCAGCUCGAUUCCAGCAACCAGCUCAACCCAGCCCAACCCCCAGGUUGAGCAGGCAGCUCGGCCUAGCUCUAGCAACCAGCUUGGCUCCAGCAACGACCUCAAAUCUAGCAACGACCUCAGAUCCAGCAACGACCUCAGAUCCAGCAACGACCUCAGAUCCAGCAACGACCUCAAAUCCAGCAACGACCUCAAAUCCAGCAAAGACCUCAAAUCCAGCAACUACCCCACAUCCAGCAAACAGCUCAACCCGCUCGAAUAA
Drechmeria coniospora is the source of this 669-nucleotide messenger RNA. RefSeq lists its product as uncharacterized. The transcript is spliced from 2 exons. Lineage: Eukaryota; Fungi; Ascomycota; Sordariomycetes; Hypocreales; Ophiocordycipitaceae. The coding region runs from base 1 to 669 and encodes 222 amino acids. The record is from RefSeq and is a predicted model, not a curated record.